Musa acuminata subsp. malaccensis (wild Malaysian banana) is the source of this 1729-nucleotide messenger RNA. Its product is annotated as polyadenylate-binding protein RBP45. Lineage: Eukaryota; Viridiplantae; Streptophyta; Magnoliopsida; Zingiberales; Musaceae. Gene Ontology annotation, molecular function: mRNA binding. Gene Ontology annotation, cellular component: cytosol. The record is from RefSeq and is a predicted model, not a curated record.
CUUGUAUCCUUUCUUUUUGGGUCAGGGUUUUCUCCGACCCCGUUUCUGCCCGUACCCUAUUCCGUUUCCUCCCAUUUCUAGGAUGAUGCAGCCUGCCGGUGGGAUGGUGCAACCCUCUCCGAUGGACCAGCAGCCGCAGCAGCAGCAGUGGAUGAUGAUGCCACCGCCGCCCCCGCAACCACAGUACUACCAGGCUGCCCCGGCUCCGCCGAUGUGGAACCAGCAGCCCUCCCAGGUUCCCCCCCCGGUUUCCCAGACGAUGCCGCAGCCCCAGCAGCAGUACCAGGCUCCAAAUCUGAUGCCGCCCCCCCAGAUGCAAUACCAGGCGGCGCCAGCGCCGGCCGCAGCCCAGCCUUUGGUGCCGCAACCAGCGUCGGCAGAUGAAAUCCGCACGCUCUGGAUCGGGGGACUGCAGUUCUGGAUGGAUGAGAACUAUCUUUACAGCUGCUUUGCUCAUACUGGAGAGGUGGUUUCAGUUAAAAUUAUCCGCAAUAAGCAGAGUGGGCAAUCGGAGGGUUAUGGUUUUCUUGAGUUUGUAUCUCAUGCUGGUGCAGAUCGAAUUCUUCAAACUUAUAACGGUCAAGUGAUGCCUAACACAGAACAAGCUUUCAGACUGAAUUGGGCAACAUGUGGAGCAGGUGAGAGACGUGGCGAUGGUGUCGAUUAUACAAUUUUUGUUGGGGACUUGGCUGCAGAUGUCACUGACUAUUUGUUACAAGAGACAUUCAAGAAUCAUUACUCAUCUGUUAAGGGUGCCAAAGUUGUCACUGACAGACUGACUGGGCGCUCCAAAGGUUAUGGCUUUGUUAAAUUUGGAGAUCCGAAUGAACAAACAAGAGCCAUGACUGAAAUGAAUGGAGUUUACUGUUCAACAAGACCCAUGCGGAUUGGUCCAGCUGCCGAUAAGAAGUCUUUGGGUACACAACAACAGUAUCCUUCAAAUGCUUCCUACCAGACCACACAAGGUGCUGAAUCUGAGAAUGAUCCAAAUAAUACCACUAUAUUUGUUGGCGGACUGGAUCCAAAUGUUACGGAUGAACAUUUGCGGCAGGUUUUUAGCCCAUAUGGAGAAAUAGUUUACAUAAAAAUACCUGUAGGCAAGCGAUGUGGGUUUGUUCAGUUUGGUAACAGGGCCAAUGCUGAGGAGGCUUUGCAGAUGCUGAAUGGGACCUUGUUGGGUGGACAAAAUGUUCGGCUCUCAUGGGGACGUAGUCCUACAAAUAAACAGCCACAGCAGGAUCCCAACCAGUGGAAUGGGAACUACUAUGGGUACACCCAAAGCUAUGAUGCCUAUGGAUAUGCCCCACCUCAAGAUCCUAAUAUGUAUGCUUAUGCAACAUAUCCAGGAUAUGGAAACUAUCAGCAGCAGCAGCCGCCACAGCAGCCACCUCAGUGAGUUGGUAGACCUGAAGAGGUGCGCAGUAUAUGGUAAUGGCAAGCAGUUUCCACAGCUCCUGAACAUGAAAGAUUUAACCGUGCAUCCGUUGACAAAGCUCGUUGGUCAUGUCCAUUACUCCGUAGGUUUCUCUUCCCAAAGAGCAGCAGUUGUUUGUUUGAGUUACGUUACUUCGUCCCAGGCGUUUGAUAUCUGUAGUGUUGAGACUUUGUUGCUUGCUUUGCUGCCAUUUUUCAUGACAUUUGAACUGUUAAGUAGUCUUUCCAAAUCUGAACUAAUAUUGUUAUGUCGUGGACCAUCUAGUAAUGAUAUGAUUGCUUUGUUUGAUCAUAA